Xylona heveae TC161 is the source of this 2259-nucleotide messenger RNA. Its product is annotated as WD40 repeat-like protein. Gene Ontology annotation, cellular component: SAGA complex. Gene Ontology annotation, biological process: chromatin organization; regulation of transcription by RNA polymerase II. Gene Ontology annotation, molecular function: transcription coregulator activity; TBP-class protein binding. The record is from RefSeq and is a predicted model, not a curated record. NCBI's taxonomy places the organism in Eukaryota, Fungi, Ascomycota, Xylonomycetes, Xylonales, Xylonaceae. Bases 249 to 2249 code for a protein of 666 amino acids. The transcript has 4 exons.
UGACCUCUAUUGUUGCCGUGGCUGAACAGCAUCAUAGCAAUCCUCUGUGGUGCGCUCCUUGGACUUUCCCUUUGGGCGCGAGGGGAGAUGGCUGUUGCUGCUGAUUCUAUUCGUCGUUGCUGAGUUGCUUUCCGUCGUCUUUUGACUUGGAUUGGCAUUUUCUUAUACUGGUGCUUCUUUUUGCAUUUGAAAGUUGCGCAGACUUGUUUUGGUUCAGGGACGUCCUCGCCCAGGAUCAUCUAAGCAAUAUGCAAUCUCUAGAGGACGAGGAGCGUGAGGCUGCGGGUUCCCCCAACGGAAGCUCGGAAAACGAUGCGGAUGAAGACAUGGAAGACGUUGGGGAGGGAGAUGCGGAUGCGGAUGCGGACGCUGACGCUGACCCCGACGCCGAUGCAGAAGGAGACAAUGACGAAGACAAUGAGGACAAUGAAGAAGAAGAGGAAGACCAGGACGAUAACCAGGCAGAUACUACUCCGCAAUUGGGCCAGUCCUCGUCGCAGCCAAACCCUACAGUGUUCUUGACAUCCCCAUCUCCGCGUCCUGCUUCGACACAGAUUGCGACGGCACUUCCUUGGCGCCCCGGCGUAAGACCUGAAGCGCUCACAGCUCCUGUGUACGAUAUCGUCCCCACUAUUGCAGCUCCCCAUAGUACCUCCAUCAAUGCCGUCACAGCGACGCCAGACAUGCGAUGGGUGUUCAGUGGUGGUGCAGACGGAUAUGUCAGAAAGUUCAAUUGGGUUGAUACGGUCAAUUCAAAAGUCAUGCUCACGGUCGCGCAGCGUCACCCCUUCGUGGAUAGCGUAACCAAGGCUGGCGUGUUGACAAGCUAUUGGGAGAAUGAAGAACCUCAGAUAAAACUUCCAGGCGAUGAUACGCUAGCGCUUUCUCCUGUGUAUUCCCUCGCCGUCCAUCAUCGUGCACUUUGGCUACUCUCUGGACUAGAAUCUGGUUGCAUCAAUCUGCAAUCUGUUCGGCAUGAUGAGGGAAAGAGGAUAACAUCGUUGCGAAAGCACACUUCAGCAGUUUCCGUCCUCACACUCGCCCAUGACGAGAAGUCGGUGCUCUCGGGAAGCUGGGACAAGAAUAUCCAUGAUUGGGAUCUCAACACCGGCCAGGUAAAGCGUAGCUUCGAGGGAAGUGGCGGCCAGAUAUCCGCCGUAGAAAUAAGACCCUUAUCAAGCUUGCCAGUUCCGGAAGAGUCUGGUGACGUGUCUACUACAAACGGCACGUAUUCCUCAAACAAUACCGCCAAGCCUUUGACGAACGGAUUAUCCAAUGGAAUUGAUGUCGAUUAUAAAAGAGGAAAUGAGGGUGAUAAGGACGCGCCUGGGUCACCAGCAGAUUCCCUCUUCAGCGACCAUGGGGGAGGUGAUUCCUUAUUUGGAGAUAACGACGACGGGAGACCGAGCGGCCCGUCUGGUGGUAAUUUUGAUGACGAAGACGAUGAAUUCUCCAGAGCUAUUGCCAGUGGGAUUCAACAACAGGAAGACGAGGAUGCUGAGGGUGACAUUGAUAUGGCAAAUGCUGGUGGACCGGUGCAGCCUUAUCAGCAGCCCGAGCAUGCACCACAGGGCAUUGGUCGAGAACAGCCGCCAGGAGAAAAUGCGCCUGAAAGUGCCGCCACGGAACUGAGACAGCCCCCAAUGAUGAACGGACUUCCGCACUCGGACGAAGGUAAAGGAACUGCGCCAAAUGAAAAUAAGGACCAAAGCUCCGUGUUCUCAGAGCCAGCUUCCUCGGAUAGUACCUUCCUUGCAGCUUCCAUUGACGGCACAAUUCGGAUUUGGGAUCGAAGAGCGCGCAACCCUGUCGCUUUAGUUGUCCCUAGGAAUAGUCCUCCCUGGUGCAUGAACGCUUGUUGGUCUCCAGAUGGAAACUACAUAUAUGCGGGACGGCGCAAUGGGACAGUCGAAGAAUACAGCCUUCACAAGGGACUUCGAGCCCCCGAGCGGACUUUUAAAUUUCCACAGGGAAGUGGACCUGUGAGUGCAGUUCGGGCCAUGCCUAACGGCCGGCAUCUCAUCUGCGCGUCCUAUGAUAUUCUUCGACUUUACGACCUCAAAGAGCAGCAAGUUUUCAAACACUCCGCCGUACCGUUCCUCAUCGUCCCCGGGCACCGCACUGGCGUAGUUUCACAGUUGUAUAUCGAUCCGGCCUGUAAAUACAUGAUUUCCACGGCGGGAAACAGAGGGUGGGAAGGUAAUUCUACCGAGGUUCUACUUGGAUAUGAGAUCGGUAUUGGGCAAUAGUCUUGUAUUC